Molecule: messenger RNA, 460 nt
Organism: Dicrocoelium dendriticum
Lineage: Eukaryota; Metazoa; Platyhelminthes; Trematoda; Plagiorchiida; Dicrocoeliidae
Source: the annotation of a GenBank genome assembly
AAUGAAACUUAACCUUUUCAUCUUCUUUGACACAAUUACCCAAAAAAUACAUUCUUCACGCCCAUCGGUACAACGAGCAGAAUUAUCAAAUUAUCGCACCCGAAAUAACAAUCACAAUAAAGUAAAAGUGAAAAGAUCACGAACGAAACUGUCUGACAACUUUUUCCUAAAUCGAUACUCCAUAUUGUGGAACAGGCUUCCAUCUGAGAUACGUGCAAUCCAGUCAGGGAUGAAGUUCCGACACGUUAUACAUUCCUUUCUAAACGUCGAAACAGCGAUCGGUAUAUUGCAACCUACCUUGACAAGUGAAUCCCCAUACGAAAUAGGAGCAAGAUGGAUAUAGUAUCAAUAUCAGGGGAUCUUUUUAUUCUCCUGUUGCCCGAUCUUACUGCCCUCCCCAAAUUUAUCAGUAGCAAUAACGUGUUUUCUAAAGGCAAAAAUAUCCUGAUUAACAAUGAAG